AUGCAUGAACUGGCACCAUUGAAGGAAGACCUCAUGUGCCCCUCUGUGCAUGAACUGGCACCAGUAAAGGAAGACCUCAUGUGCCCCUCUGUGCAUGAACUGGCACCAGUGAAGGAAGACCUCAUGUGCCCCUCUGUGCAUGAACUGGCACCAGUGAAGGAAGACCUCAGGUGCCCCUCUAUGCAUGAACUGGCACCAGUGAAGGAAGACCUCAGGUGCCCCUCUGUGCAUGAACUGGCACCAGUGAAGGAAAACCUCAUGUGCCCCUCUGUGCAUGAACUGGCACCAGUGAAGGAAGACCUCAUGUGCCCCUCUGUGCAUGAACUGGCACCAUUGAAGGAAGACCUCAUGUGCCCCUCUGUGCAUGAACUGGCACCAGUGAAGGAAGACCUCAUGUGCCCCUCUAUGCAUGAACUGGCACCAGUGAAGGAAGACCUCAGGUGCCCCUCUGUGCAUGAACUGGCACCAGUGAAGGAAGACCUCAGGUGCCCCUCUGUGCAUGAACUGGCACCAUUGAAGGAAGACCUCAUGUGCCCCUCUGUGCAUGAACUGGCACCAUUGAAGGAAGACCUCAUGUGCCCUCUCUGUGCAUGA
Molecule: messenger RNA, 594 nt
Organism: Ruditapes philippinarum (Manila clam)
Lineage: Eukaryota; Metazoa; Mollusca; Bivalvia; Venerida; Veneridae
Exons: 1
Coding region: 1-594 (197 amino acids)
Source: RefSeq, a predicted model, not a curated record